AUGGGAGCACCCCGGGCAGACUAUGCGAAAAACCAGGACAAGCCGCCCUCGCGCCACGUUCAUGUCUCCACUAACUCCACCCGUCUCCUCGAUGCCCCUGGCCUCCCUGAAGGACUUUUGCCCUUUGGGCUCUCCCCUCCUCCUCCCAAUGGCUUCUUACUCACAGUAAGAUGCCCGGAACCAAGUGGCCAGGAGGUCCACUUACCUUCCAAAAAGAAACACUGUCAGACUGGUCCUGGACAAGCUCCUCCCCUUCAUCUGGGCUGCUGGGCCCCAUAUAUGGGCCUUGAUUUGUCUGUCAAGCUGUCGGAGAUCAACAAUAGGAGGAAUCGCACCCCCCCCCCCCCCCCCCCCCCCCCCCGGGAAAAUAAUUGUGGUUAUCUGACGGGUCUCUCGACGCGACGCUUUUUGGUGCCCCAGACCGAAACCAACAUCGAGACCAUUCUCCAACCGGACGAGCAGACACCAUCUAUCUCUCGUCCCGUGCACUGGUACCGAGCCCACGGCUUUGCCCUCGAUCAUAUGAGUCUUCUCCUAAUGAGGGCGGUGGGUUCGACCCCCCUUGGAUACCUGUCUGUCUCUGGAGUCUCAUGA
Molecule: messenger RNA, 594 nt
Organism: Colletotrichum higginsianum IMI 349063
Lineage: Eukaryota; Fungi; Ascomycota; Sordariomycetes; Glomerellales; Glomerellaceae
Exons: 1
Coding region: 1-594 (197 amino acids)
Source: RefSeq, a predicted model, not a curated record